This is a messenger RNA of Nerophis ophidion (straightnose pipefish), 2654 nucleotides long. It is a transcript of the gene ercc3, whose product is annotated as excision repair cross-complementation group 3. NCBI's taxonomy places the organism in Eukaryota, Metazoa, Chordata, Actinopteri, Syngnathiformes, Syngnathidae. The record is from RefSeq and is a predicted model, not a curated record. The transcript is spliced from 15 exons. Gene Ontology annotation, biological process: nucleotide-excision repair; transcription initiation at RNA polymerase II promoter. Gene Ontology annotation, cellular component: nucleotide-excision repair factor 3 complex; transcription preinitiation complex; transcription factor TFIIH holo complex. Bases 131 to 2482 code for a protein of 783 amino acids. Gene Ontology annotation, molecular function: ATP binding; DNA binding; 3'-5' DNA helicase activity.
AGGAAGUUUUGUGUUUCAACUUCCGACUUCGGUAGUCGCACGUUAUUGUCUCCACUACGUGUUUGUACAGCGAGCGUCAGGUUGUAAAUCUCAUAAAAGAAGGCUUCUAAACGCAUCACACGCUGCUAAAAUGGGUAAAAAGGAGAAAGGAGAUCGAGAGAAAAAGUCCAACAAGCGUUUCUACGAGGAGGAGGAAGACGAAGAAGAGGUAGUGGCUGGCAAACCACAGGAAGCCAUACCUGCUGCUGCCGGGAAACAGGUGGAUGAAUCCACUACCAAGCUUGACGAUUAUGGAGCCAAAGAUUAUCGUGUUCAGAUGACUCUGAAGAACGAUAGUUCCUCACGACCCCUCUGGGUGGCUCCUGAUGGACAUAUAUUUUUAGAAGCAUUUUCACCAGUGUAUAGGUAUGCUCAGGAUUUCUUGGUAGCCAUCGCUGAACCGGUCUGCAGGCCGAACCAUGUCCAUGAGUACAAGUUAACAGCAUAUUCCCUGUAUGCAGCGGUCAGUGUAGGGCUUCAGACUUCUGAUAUAGUGGAGUAUCUACAGAAACUUAGUAAGACCUCCGUGCCUGAAGGAAUUGUUCAGUUCAUUAAGCUCUGCACUGUGAGCUAUGGAAAAGUCAAGCUGGUGCUCAAGCAUAAUAGGUAUUUUGUUGAGAGCACGUUUCCUGAUGUGAUUCAGCACCUUCUUCAGGACAUUGUGAUCCGAGAAUGUCGCCUCCGUGCUGCAGAUGGCACAGAUGGCGAGCUUAUUACUGAGGUCAUCCACAGCAAGUCAGCGAUCUCCAAAUCUGUCGAUGGAAAAGCAGGUGCUUCCACCUCACAGCAAUCUGCUGAUGGACAAACCUCAGGCCAGCAGGUCCCUGAGGACAUCUUCAGCUACUAUGAGCAGAUGGAUAAGGAGGAAGAGGAAGAGGAAGAGACUCAGACAGUGUCCUUUGAGAUUCGACAGGAAAAAAUUGAGGAGCUGCAAAAGCGCUGCAUUCAGUUGGAGUACCCCCUUCUUGCGGAGUAUGACUUUCGAAAUGAUACAGUCAACCCAGAUAUCAACAUAGAUCUGAAGCCAACUGCGGUAUUACGACCCUACCAGGAGAAAAGUCUACGCAAGAUGUUUGGCAAUGGACGUGCUCGGUCUGGAGUCAUUGUUCUGCCCUGCGGAGCGGGCAAGUCUCUUGUGGGUGUAACUGCAGCAUGUACAGUGCGAAAACGUUGCCUGGUGUUGGGUAACUCCUCUGUAUCCGUGGAACAGUGGAAGGCCCAGUUUAAAAUGUGGUCAACUAUCGAUGACUCUCAAAUCUGCCGCUUCACUUCGGAUGCCAAAGACAAGCCAAUUGGUUGCUCAGUUGCCAUAAGCACUUACUCUAUGCUAGGCCACACCACCAAACGCUCCUGGGAAGCCGAGAGGGUGAUGGAGUGGAUGAAAAGCCAAGAGUGGGGUCUUAUUAUCCUAGACGAGGUGCAUACUAUUCCUGCAAAAAUGUUUCGACGUGUAUUGACCAUCGUCCAGGCACACUGCAAAUUGGGCCUCACCGCAACUUUAGUUAGAGAGGACGACAAGAUUGUGGACCUUAACUUUCUCAUUGGGCCAAAGUUAUAUGAAGCGAACUGGAUGGAGUUGCAGAAUAAUGGCUACAUUGCCAAGGUCCAGUGUGCAGAGGUGUGGUGUCCAAUGUCUCCUGAGUUUUAUAGAGAGUAUGUGGCCAUGAAGACUAAGAAGCGCAUUUUGCUUUAUACAAUGAAUCCCAAUAAGUUCAGAGCCUGCCAGUUUCUUAUUCGCUUUCAUGAAAGGCGCAAUGACAAGAUCAUCGUCUUUGCUGAUAAUGUCUUUGCCUUGAAAGAAUAUGCCAUUCGCCUCAACAAGCCAUACAUCUAUGGCCCAACCUCCCAAGGGGAACGUAUGCAAAUCUUACAGAACUUCAAACACAACCCCAAGAUCAACACCAUUUUCAUAUCCAAGGUUGGAGACACCUCAUUUGACUUGCCAGAAGCAAAUGUUCUUAUCCAAAUCUCUUCCCAUGGUGGAUCACGAAGGCAGGAAGCCCAGAGGCUUGGUAGAGUCUUAAGAGCCAAGAAAGGAAUGAUAGCAGAGGAAUACAACGCAUAUUUCUACUCGCUGGUGUCUCAGGACACCCAGGAGAUGGCUUAUUCCACCAAGAGACAGAGGUUUCUAGUGGACCAGGGCUACAGCUUUAAGGUGAUCACACAAUUGGCAGGAAUGGAGGAAGAAGCCUUGAUGUUCUCCACCAGAGAAGAACAGCAGCAGCUUCUUCAGAAGGUCCUGGCUGCAUCUGAUCUGGAUGCUGAGGAGGAAAUGGUGGUUGGGGAGGUGGGCGCUCGGCCACAGUUCUCAAGGCGUACAGGGACCAUGAGCUCCAUGUCUGGUGCAGAUGAUACAGUCUACAUGGAAUAUCAAAGCCGAAGCAGUAAAGCCUCUUUGGCCAACAGAAGUGUCCAUCCACUCUUCAAGCGCUUCAGAAAGUAGCUACACUGGUUAAUUUUUUAUAUUUUUAUGCUGUUAACUAGGCUGUCUACGACUCAAGAUGUUCCUAGUCAAAUUUGGUUGGAUUUUGCUCAAAGUGGACAAUCAGUCAAAUCAAUGACCUCAUUUUUUAAUUUAAGCUUGAAUAAACAGAUUGUGGUAUCUUUUGGUAUUA